AUGGGAGUGCUAACUUGGAACCAUCUAUUUGUUGGGAGCUUUGUGGAGGCCAAUGGAGCAUCCCGUACAGUGUUCAUCUCCCUUCUGAUUCCAUGUUGCCUGACUCUGGAUUUCAGUGCCCCACCUCUUAUCCCAAAUAUGCCUUUCCUCUGGGCCUGGAAUGCUCCAACUGAAGCUUGUACUGGAAAGUUUGAUGAGCCGCUAGAUAUGAGCCUCUUCUCUUUAAUAGGAAGUCCCAAGAAAGGUAUCACAGGGCAAGGUGUUACAAUAUUUUAUACGGACAGACUUGGCUACUAUCCACACAUAGAUAAGACAGACACAAGUGUGCAUGGAGGAAUCCCCCAGCUGGGGUCCUUACAAAAGCAUUUGGAAAAAGCUAGGAAAGACAUUUUGUUUUACAUACCAGUAGACAACAUGGGCUUGGCUGUCAUUGACUGGGAAGACUGGAGGCCCACCUGGGAAAGAAACUGGUCACCUAAGACUAUCUAUAGGAAAAAGUCCAUUGAGCUGGUUCAGCAACAAAAUUUACGACUUAAUAACACAGAAGCCACUAAGAUCGCCAAAAAAGAGUUUGAAACGGCAGGAAAGAAAUUCAUGGAAGAGACUUUAAAACUGGCAAAGUCGAUUCGGCCAAAUCAUUUCUGGGGUUUUUAUCUUUUCCCUGAUUGUUACAACCAUAAUUACAAAAAAUCCCAUUACACUGGAGCUUGCCCUGACAUAGAAAAGAAAAGGAAUGAUGAUCUGCACUGGUUGUGGAAGGAAAGCACUGCCCUUUACCCAUCCAUUUAUUUGAACAGCAACUUGCAGUCAUCCUCGCUAGCUGCACUCUUUGCCCGUCAUCGUGUGCAAGAAGCCAUUAGGGUUUCUAAAAUGAUUAAUGCUAAAAACCCACUUCCGGUUUUUGUAUAUACCCGCCUGGUUUUUACUGAUCUUACUUUGCAAUUCCUUUCUCAGGUUGACCUUGUGAAUACAGUUGGCGAGACCAUUGCUCUGGGAGCCUCUGGAAUGGUAAUAUGGGGAACUCUUAGUUUAGCACGGAGUAUGAAGUCUUGCUUGAACCUACAAGAUUACAUGAAGAUUACACUGAAUCCUUACUUAAUUAAUGUAACCCUAGCAGCCAAAAUGUGCAGCCAAGUACUCUGCAGGGAGAAAGGAGUGUGUAUUAGGAAAAACUGGAAUUCAGAUGACUAUCUUCACCUCAAUCCAAGUAACCUUGCUAUUCAAAUUGGGCAAAAUGGAAAGUACAUAAUACAUGGGAAACCUACACUUGAAGAUCUACAGCAUUUUUCUGAAAAAUUUCAUUGCAGCUGUUAUACCGACUUGAACUGUGAACAGAAAUCUGAUUUAGAUACCAUUAAGACUAUUAAUGUGUGUGCUGUUGAAGACGUUUGUAUAGACACCUCGCUAAACCCAGAGCCCAGUAAUAGGCUUCCCCUUUGGAACAGGGCAGUACUUCCAAAAAUGAGAAGAAGCAGUGAACCCUUCGCCACAUCUGCUGCAACAGUGUCUCCAUGGGUUCCUAGAAACGAUGUCAGUGGAGGACUCUUAAUUCUAUACAUGUAUUCACAGCAUUUGAAAUAUUUGGCAUAG
Messenger RNA from Sciurus carolinensis (gray squirrel), 1590 nucleotides. It is a transcript of the gene Spam1, whose product is annotated as sperm adhesion molecule 1. Gene Ontology annotation, cellular component: acrosomal vesicle. Lineage: Eukaryota; Metazoa; Chordata; Mammalia; Rodentia; Sciuridae. Gene Ontology annotation, molecular function: hyalurononglucosaminidase activity. The record is from RefSeq and is a predicted model, not a curated record. Gene Ontology annotation, biological process: hyaluronan catabolic process; carbohydrate metabolic process; fusion of sperm to egg plasma membrane involved in single fertilization.